AUGCCUGAGUUCUUUAUUGUAAAGUCUUUCAGCAGUCCUUUGAAUAACAUUAAAGCUGAAACUGCAAAGAAGAAAGCAAUGUGGCUGUAUCCAAAAGUUUCAGGUUUUAAUCCUUCUGAGAGAUGGGGGCACUCUGCCUGCUAUUCCAAUGGGGUUGUUUACGUUUUUGGGGGGUGUUGCGGAGGUCUACAUUUUGGUGAUGUUCUCAUGCUAAAUCUCAACACAAUGGUUUGGAACACUCUGGAAACCGUAGGGCAGGGUCCCGGCCCUAGAGACAGCCACAGUGCUGUUCUUGUGGGGACUAAAAUGAUGGUGUUCGGGGGCACUAAUGGUUCUAAGAAGGUGAAUGAUCUUCAUAUUCUGGACCUUGCAUCGAAAGAGUGGAUUCGACCUCAUUGCAAUGGUGCUGCACCUUCUCCUCGUGAAAGUCAUACUGCCACGUUGAUUGGUGAGGAUAAGGUAGUGAUUUUUGGAGGAAGUGGGGAAGGUGAAGCAAAUUACUUGAAUGAUUUGUAUGUUCUGGAUCUUAGGACUAUGAGAUGGACUUCUCCUCAGGUGAGAGGUCAUAUCCCGGUCCCUAGAGACAGUCAUAGUGCUGUUGCAAUAGGGAACAAGCUUGUUGUGUAUGGUGGAGACUGUGGAGAUCGAUAUCAUGGAGAUGUUGACGUGUUUGACAUGGACACUUCAACGUGGUCAAGGUUGGCUGUUCAAGGCUCUUUACCAGGCGUUAGAGCGGGUCAUGCUGCUGUAAAUAUUGGAACAAAGGUUUUAAUUAUUGGAGGGGUGGGAGAUAAACACUACUACAAUGAUGUUUGGGUACUAGAUGUGAAUGCUUGUUCUUGGGCUCAGCUAGAUAUAUGUGGCCAGCAGCCUCAAGGGCGGUUUUCUCAUACUGCUGUUUUCACAGAAUCAGAUAUUGCUAUCUAUGGAGGGUGUGGGGAGGAUGAGCGUCCAAUCAAUGAGUUACUGGUUUUACAACUUGGAGCACAGCAUCCGAAUGGUCGUUAUAACAUUUCCAUGUGCAAAACUUUUGGAAGCCAUUGGAACCAAGAAAAGAGAAGAUUCCUAAGAGUAGCACCAAAUAACUUGAAAACUAUCUAUUUUGGGGAUAAUGACGUAGCAAGACAGGGAACUCAUGAACCAGUACAAGAAGCAAAGCACUCUUCUCAGUUAAAUUCAGAUACUCCAAACCCAAAGAGGAGAAGAACUGCCAAUUCAAAGGCAUGGGAGGUUGAGUCAGAGCAAGAAGAACAUUCCCUUUCGCUCUCGCAGCAUUCAUCUCCUUCACAAUCUGAUCAAGAACAAGCCCCAGCACAAAAACCCACAGAUUCCACGGGGUCUCAAGGACUAAACCUGUUUAAGCAGUUCCAUCAUAUUCCAAACAAUUGUCAGCCAAACAAUGUUCCAAAUAACCAUAAUGAGACCAGAUGUAUGGUCCACAAAACUCAACAAGAUGUGCAGUUUAUAAGAGAACAUCAAAACCUUCAAAAACCAGAACAAUAUCUUCAUGUUGUUCAUCCUGGCAGACAAGGAACACAAUACCUGGUUGGGGAACAGAAAUACUUAGAUGCAGGGCCUAUUCACAAUCUGCUUGGUGCUGAAGUUUGUGGUAAAGUUGAUGCGGCCUUCGACUCAGGUUUCCUGAUGACAGCAACUGUUAAUGGGAAGAUAUUCAGAGGGGUCUUAUUUCCACCUGGGCUGGGGUUCAUCUCGAGAGGGCCAACGCAUGCUCAAAGUCCUGCAUCAACAAGCCAGGUUGUUGCUGCUGCUCAGCCAUAUCUAAGCUCAAGCAAUUCAGAGCCCUACAAGUCCUCCCAGCCACCAACAAUGCGCACCGUGCCUGAAUCCGGUCAUAGCUCUCGAACAGCUCAGGUAAACAGACCGAAUUCGGUCACCAGAGCUACUUCCUCUGCAUCAAAAGAUCCAAAGCUAAGAAGUGAUCUUAGAGAUGUGGUUCUUACACUAGGAGGACCUGGAACUAGUCAUGUCUGACAUUCGUAGUAUAUAUAUAUAUAUAUAUAAACCCUGCUUGUGGGCAUCAAAUGAUAGCCCUUUCUUCCUCUUUGCUUGAUCAUGUAAAUGUUGAUAUAUAUAAUUUUUUCCCUUUUUUUAAAAAAAAUUUUCCCUCUUGAAAGAUGGUCAUUGUAUUUUAGGCUUUUUUUAUGAUUUGAGGUGAUUGUGUUUGAGCACUAGAUUUCUUUAACCUUUUUGGCAUGUAGCCUUUUACCUAAAAAUGGUUAAAAAGGUAA
Molecule: messenger RNA, 2249 nt
Organism: Theobroma umbraticum
Lineage: Eukaryota; Viridiplantae; Streptophyta; Magnoliopsida; Malvales; Malvaceae
Molecular function (GO): protein binding
Source: RefSeq, a predicted model, not a curated record